Lathyrus oleraceus (garden pea) is the source of this 1924-nucleotide messenger RNA. RefSeq names its product protein pleiotropic regulatory locus 1. The transcript has 17 exons. The record is from RefSeq and is a predicted model, not a curated record. Gene Ontology annotation, biological process: mRNA splicing, via spliceosome. Gene Ontology annotation, cellular component: catalytic step 2 spliceosome; Prp19 complex; precatalytic spliceosome. Bases 245 to 1681 code for a protein of 478 amino acids. NCBI's taxonomy places the organism in Eukaryota, Viridiplantae, Streptophyta, Magnoliopsida, Fabales, Fabaceae. Gene Ontology annotation, molecular function: protein binding.
CAUAUUUAGCCCUUUUUAAAAAUCCAAAACAAAGAAUUUUGAUUUAGUUGAGUAUAGGGUUGAGCCAAAUCGGAACCGACUAAAUCCCAACUCAUUCGCAACCAGAAGUGUCUUGAGAGUUGAGCGUUCCGUUUGUAACCAUCGGAAGCAGAGCGCAUCAUUUUCUUUCCUUCCCAUUAUCACUGUACUGAAUCAGUGAGUGGCAAAAAACCCUAAACUCGAACACCUCUUAAACGUCGUCGUAAUGGAGGUAGAACCAGUAGAACCGCAAUCACUGAAGAAGCUAAGCUUCAAGUCUCUCAAACGCGCCCUCGACCUCUUCUCCCCGGUUCAUCAACAACUUGCUCCUCCCGAUCUCGAAAGCAAGAAAAUUCGUAUCAAUUACAAGGUCAAUGCUGAGUAUGGUGGAAUUAAAAACACUGCUCAACCUCCCCAGCAGACAAAUUCUGCCGCAAAGGAUAAUUCUCAACAAGCAGGGUCUUCUAACACGCUUGCUCUUCCCGGUCCAGGAAAUUCGGAUCUUCAGAAAGGAGGGCCCCAAAAAGCUUUGGUUGUUGGUCCAGCUAUGCCAUCCACAGCAACGAACGGUCUUGGUUCUCAGGGAAAAAGUACAGUAGUUGUUUCUUCCUCUGGCUCAUCCGAAAGGAAUUUCUCAACAUCUGCUCUGAUGGAAAGAAUGCCAAGUAAAUGGCCACGACCUGUGUGGCAUGCACCAUGGAAAAAUUACAGGGUCAUCAGUGGUCACUUAGGAUGGGUGAGAUCUGUUGCAGUUGAUCCCAGUAAUACAUGGUUUGCCACUGGUUCUGCAGAUCGAACUAUCAAGAUAUGGGACCUGGCAAGUGGUGUUCUAAAGCUCACGUUAACAGGCCACAUCGAACAAGUAAGAGGCCUUGCUAUUAGCAACAAACAUACGUACAUGUUUUCUGCUGGUGACGAUAAACAAGUUAAAUGUUGGGAUCUUGAACAGAAUAAGGUUAUUAGGUCUUAUCACGGCCAUCUGAGUGGUGUUUAUUGCUUGGCUAUUCAUCCCACAAUUGACAUUUUGCUGACUGGGGGACGUGAUUCUGUCUGCCGGGUCUGGGACAUACGUAGUAAAAUGCAGAUUCACGCUCUUUCAGGUCACGAGAACACUGUCUGCUCUGUGUUCACACGACCAACGGACCCUCAAGUUGUCACUGGUUCUCAUGAUUCUACAAUCAAGAUGUGGGACCUUAGAUAUGGUAAAACAAUGUUAACGCUUACAAACCAUAAAAAGUCGGUUCGAGCUAUGGCUCCACAUCCUAAAGAGCAAGCUUUUGCAUCUGCAUCGGCUGAUAAUAUUAAAAAGUUCACCCUUCCAAAAGGAGAAUUUUGUCACAAUAUGCUUUCUCAACAGAAAACUAUUAUCAAUGCAAUGGCUGUCAAUGAGGAGGGUGUGAUGGUUACUGGAGGUGACAAUGGCAGUAUGUGGUUCUGGGAUUGGAAGAGUGGUCAUAAUUUCCAGCAAUCUCAAACAAUUGUACAACCUGGUUCACUGGACAGCGAGGCUGGUAUCUAUGCUUUAACCUAUGAUGUCACGGGUACAAGGCUUAUAUCAUGCGAAGCCGACAAGACCAUAAAAAUGUGGAAAGAAGAUGACAAUGCCACACCAGAAACACAUCCCCUUAACUUCAGGCCUCCUAAAGACAUUCGUCGUUUCUAGUUAUGCAGGCCUCCUGAAGACAUUCGUCGUUUCUAGUUAUGCAGGCCUCAUUUAUUCAGUCAAGUAAAACAACUGACGCAGACAAGGCAUUUUGAUUAGAUGAGCUUUUACCUUGAGGUCUUGAUGUACAAUUAUUUAUUCAUACUUGUGGAAGAGUUCAUUUGUAAAACUUUGAACAAAAAUUAAUAUUUCCGUAUUUAAUUAGUUAUAUUACAAUCUAAAUGUUACGAGAUUCUUGUUUCA